AUGUCGAGAUAUCGAAGCCGGAGAUGUGCGCUAGGAACUAUAGAAAUCAUACCCCGUACCCAUGCCGUAGAGACCGACUCAAACGUCCACCAUCACAGCAUCUUCAUCUCCCUCGAUCUCACAUCCAUGAAGCACAACUCUCUGAAGCUCCUCUCCUCGAACCCCAGUUCCCAUCACCUUCCUGACAGCACCACGUAUUCCCACCCACUGCUCCCCCUCCUCCGUGAACUUUCCAAACCGACUCUCCAACAACUCAACCCACACCCACAGCCCAGCUACCGUCCUGUGCACAUUCCUGCUGAUCUGGCGAUCCUGAAGUCAUGUCUUGAAUCUCUUCAGUGCCGUCUUAAACACUCUCUUCGCGUCGUCCUGGUCGACUGCCAUGCCUAUCACGCGCAUCGUGUCGGUCGAGCCCACGGGGUACUCGCCGCACGAGAUGCAGAAUUGGCAGCCUCGUUUCGUUCAAGUUCGCUCGAUGUCCAUUCCUUGACCAUCUUCAUCCAUAAGCUUCAUGUCCAAGACGAGCAUGCCCGCGAGGGUGGGCUUGGAGCCAGUCUGACUGAUGCGGACGACGGUGAUGCAUAA
Molecule: messenger RNA, 585 nt
Organism: Paraphaeosphaeria sporulosa
Lineage: Eukaryota; Fungi; Ascomycota; Dothideomycetes; Pleosporales; Didymosphaeriaceae
Exons: 2
Coding region: 1-585 (194 amino acids)
Source: RefSeq, a predicted model, not a curated record